Messenger RNA from Myxocyprinus asiaticus (Chinese sucker), 1121 nucleotides. RefSeq names its product S100 calcium binding protein A1 (gene s100a1). Lineage: Eukaryota; Metazoa; Chordata; Actinopteri; Cypriniformes; Catostomidae. The transcript has 3 exons. Gene Ontology annotation, molecular function: calcium ion binding. Gene Ontology annotation, biological process: regulation of heart contraction. The coding region runs from base 636 to 1025 and encodes 129 amino acids. The record is from RefSeq and is a predicted model, not a curated record.
UACAGCCUCGCUUUAAUUCCCAUUGAAAAUUAAAUAUGGCUCUACUGUGAAUAAGAUCUAUUGUCUUCUGAUUAAGCAUAUUUUUAUUCUGUGUGAAAUAGCCUAUGUAAAUGUUUUUAUGGUUUAACUGAAGAAAAAAGCAGACAAUAUCUGAUCCGAUGUUCCAGCACAUUAUUUAACUGACACCUAGCGGCUUGGGAUGCAGCAUAAUUUAAAAUCAAUAGUUUCAGAUGCCACUGUAGAAAUUUAGUAAUCAUAGUCAGCCAUGAUUACUUUAAUCAAUGAGUGAAAGUGUCAAAUAACAGGAUGUUUACUGAGAUUAAGCCAGUAAUAUUUGGCUGGUCAUGUGAUUCUAACAUGGCAGACCCCAUGUGUGGACCCUCUCCAUAUAGAAUAAAACCGCUUGUAUAAGGUUACAGAUAUGACUGGAGUGUUCAUUUUAAUGUGAGUGGUCAUGAUUUCCUACAUAUAUCACAAAAUUACAAUUCAUUGUCUUUGGGAGUUAAACUUUUAUAAUGAGUUAAAAUUACUGAUUGCGCCUUUAACGUGCAGAUUUUCGAUAGUAUGAGUGUACAUGGAGAGGCGGGAUAUGGGAGGUGGCUAACUAAUUCCGAUGCACAGGUGAACGCUAUUUAAUGAGAUGCUUUUGGACAUUAGUGACUGCUCAGACUUUAGUUAGACUACUGCUUCCUUUUACUCGGGUAUCUUUUUAUACAUAUAUAAAGAAAAGCAACAUGGUUUCACAGCUGGAAAAUGCAAUGGAAGGCCUCAUUAAAGUCUUCCAUACAUACUCUUCCAAAGAAGGAGACAAGUACAAACUAAGCAAAGCUGAGCUAAAGAGCUUACUUCAGGGAGAACUUGGUGACUUUUUAGCAGCAAGUAAAGACCCCAUGGUUGUGGAGAAGAUAAUGUCUGAUUUGGAUGAGAACCGGGAUGGAGAGGUGGACUUCCAGGAGUUUGUUGUUCUGGUGGCUGCUCUCACAGUGGCAUGUAAUGAAUUCUUUGUAGAGAGCAUGAAGAAUUAAAUGAAGUGUCUGUCUUCCAUGUUUCUCCUCAGUUGCAUUUUCACUUGCAAGAGACCAUUUUGUAAAUGUUAUCAGAAAUAAUGGUUCUGGAUGUGA